Messenger RNA from Diachasma alloeum, 1434 nucleotides. RefSeq lists its product as uncharacterized. The transcript has 3 exons. NCBI's taxonomy places the organism in Eukaryota, Metazoa, Arthropoda, Insecta, Hymenoptera, Braconidae. Bases 1 to 1434 code for a protein of 477 amino acids. The record is from RefSeq and is a predicted model, not a curated record.
AUGGCUAUUUACUAUCUGCCUCAAGAGACUGCCACUCCCCCUAGUGAUAAUAUCACCAAGGAGGAACGCCUUGUACUGCGUAGUCUAAAGGAGAAUAAUGAUAUUAUUAUUCUUCCGGCGGACAAAAUCAAUGCCACGGUGGUUAUGGAUAGGGAUGACUACUCCGGAAAGCUCAGUACAAUGCUAGGUGACUCUAGAGUUUACACCAAACUCAGAAAAGAUCUUGCUCGCACUAUUGAGGGCAAAACCACCGAACUCCUGAAGAAAGCUAGCCUUUCACCUGACUUGACUAAUUGUAAGUUCCUCAUUCCCAAAGAAUCNCCCCCCCCGGACUCUAUGGACUCCCAAAAAUUCAUAGAGUCUGUUCCUCUCCGUCCCAUCGUCAGCAACAUUGAGGGGCCAACUCACCAAAUAGCAAAGUUUCUCACGAAACCACUCCAAAAGUUGAUUGGUCGAUAUGGUUCCUACAUUGAAAACUCUCUGGAUUUUGUAACCAAACUGAGAACUCUCAGAACUGCCUCGGAAAACUCGGAGAUAAUCCAAAAAUCCAGGGAUAUCCUUUCCAAACUUCUCCCUAUGAUUGAGCACUGCUUGACAUCUACAUACUUCCAAUUUGGAGGAGACUUCUAUGAGCAAAAAUUACAUGCCGCUAUGGGUUCUCCCACUUCAUCUAUUGUUGCAAAUAUAUUCAUGGAAUACUUCGAAAAUGAAGUAUCGAAGUCAGCUUCGCAAACACUCUCUGUGUGGUUCAGAUACGUGGAUGACACUUUCGUCACUUGGUCACAUGAGAGAGCUGAAAUAGCACACUUCCUGGAGUACUUAAAUACCCAACACACAAACAUCAAUUUCACCAUGGAAGUUGAGCAAAAUGGAUGCCUCCCUUUCCUGGAUGUCCUCGUCCAACGUAACCCAGAUGGGACUUUAGGUCAACAGAAAAACUCUGUAAUCAGUUUCUUGAUGUACAAACCCCUCAGCAUUUCCCAGCCCUCCAACAUUGACAGCGAGGUUGAACAUCUUGAACCUGCCUUUAGCAACAAUGGGUACAAGAUGCAGCAAAUUCGAAGGAUCAAGAAUAGGCUACAGAACAAUCUAUCAGCUCCUCAAGAGGAGUCUAGACCUGAGGAAAACCAAGAGAGAUCCAAAGUGGCCAUCCUCCCCUACCUAAGAGGUACCAGGGACCGCAUGGGUAAGAUCCUAGGCAAACAUAACAUCCGAACGAUCUUUCAACCUCCAAAAAAGAUCGGACAGUUGUUGCGAAGUGCUAAGGACCCACGACCACCCUUAAGCGCGCCUGGGGUAUAUGAAAUCCCCUGCUCAUACGGAAAAGUGUACAUCGGAGAAAUCGGGAGGAAGAUUAGUGUUGAUCAGUACACGGAUCAAGAAAAACCAACGGUGCUCCAAAUAUGGUCACUUGGAACAGUCUGCCCUGGCUGA